Molecule: messenger RNA, 311 nt
Organism: Staurois parvus
Lineage: Eukaryota; Metazoa; Chordata; Amphibia; Anura; Ranidae
Source: the annotation of a GenBank genome assembly
CAAGGGGAACAUAGAUAAAUGGUCAUUAACAUAUCUUUUGUUUCCAAGGGUGGAAGAGGUCUGAGGUGUGAAUUGGUCUUUUCAAUGUGUGACAAGCUUGGUAGGAACAUCCUGUGUUCAGUGUUUUGUCCAUUUGAGUGCCUUGAAAACGAUUUGCAUUCAUUUUUCAUGAUGAAAAAAGGCACUGGACAGAAUCUGGAAAUGGAAGAGUUAAAAAAAAAUUUCCAAACAGGAACAUUUAUGAACGAGGUUAGCCCAUUUGACGUUUGAAACGCUGCUAAAAUCUACUGCUGAACACAAGUUUUCUGCAU